AUGGCAGCGCACACAGUCUUUCAUUCCGAUAGUCGUGUAUCAAACAUUCCCACAAAGCAAAAACGCUUGGCGCAUAUGUUUCUUAGUCCAUUUAGGCGUUUCAAUCACAAUGGCAAGAAACGUUCGGACAAACAUUUAUCUUCUGCUGAACUGUUAGAUAGUUGCACGGUUAAUUUAAACACAAAUGGUGGUCUCGACGUUCUCCCAGUUGCUGCAUGUCCCAAUUCAGUUCGAAACAACUCCCUCCUAGUUGAUGAAGGCAACUACCGACCAGAAAAAUGCUCUACUCCAAUAGUUCAUCUUGAAUCACGUGUUAAUCUUGGUUAUUCUACUUCUGUAACUCAAUCCCACUUCACCGAAGCCAGUAAUCCUAUGAGUGAAUUAAAUACUUAUGUCCGAGGGCAGACUACUGAGUUGGCUUCCAGUAUCAACCAACGCUUAAUGACUCAAUCUUCGCAACCUCUUAAAAAGUUAAAUAGAAUAAAGAAAUAUAUAACAAGUCACCAAGUAACUUAUCCUCAAUUGACACCGGUUAGCCGGAAUGCUUUAACUCGCGUUUCUGAAAUAUCUAACCAAACAACCAUCGAUAAAUCCAAAAGAAACGCAGUUUGUUACAAUAAGAGAAAUGUAAAGAUUUCGUCCACAGCUUGCAAUAUGAUGGUUGUGCCCAUAUCUAAAUCAGAUUUGUAUUUGGUAGGACGUCUUGUGAACGGUGAGACAUAUUCUAUGUCUGUAUUUUCAUCAGAUUCUACUGACAAUCUCCAUUGUGACUCACCACCGUCGGAUCCUUACGUUUCCUCCAAUAACAUGAAACCUUCUCCAAACUCAAUGUUGUGUAUUUACAGAUCUCCUAGCAAAAGCUCAAAAAACGCACAAUCCUUCAUGCAUUCUUUUCAAAAGGAUGAUAAAUUCCCAAAACCUUCUGAAAAUUCUACCACUGAAACUUGCGCGAGUCUGAUUGAUUGUAAUAAAGUAUCUGAAUGUGAAACUGAUGGUAUUUGUUCUUCGGAUUCGGCUAAAACUAUUACAUUCAAUCCUUCACCAAUCUUGUCAACUUCAAAAAUUACUCAUUUAUCAUCAUCGUCAUCACCAAGUCCAACUAACGAUACGAAAGCGGCUGAGACCAUACCUACUAUUAGUCAGACAUUGAAACACUCACAUUUAUCUAACCGUGCUUAUCCUUUUGGCAAAGAUUGUCGUUUUGUUUUUUACAAUUCUGCUGAUAGUGAUGAAGAAGAUAUUUACAAUUUAUCCGCACCUAGCCAAACUCUCACUUCACUUAUCAAGGCUCGUCAAGCACAUAAAGAUAUGUGGACAAAACGAGCUGAUCGCAUCAAUCGCUUUUUAGCUUGUAGACCUUGUCGUGAAGAUUUGAUAUCUAAAAAUAUAAUUCCCAGUACCACUUUAGAAGCACGUGCUGAACUGCGGAUUGAUAUUGAAGCGUCACUUGAGCGUCGACUUAAUCAACGUCCUACAACUGAUGAAUUGAAACAGAAAAAUAUCCUUCAUGUGGACACCGAAGAGGUGCGUAAUAAGAUUAAAGAAGAACGAAAGCAAAUUUUAACUCGCAAGCUGUCAUUUCGACCAACUGUUGAAGAGCUGCGUCGGCGUAAGAUUAUUCGUUUUAAUGAUUAUGUUGAAGUUAGCGAAGCAGAUGCCUAUGAUCGUCGAGCUGAUAAACCAUGGACUCGUCUAACUCUACGUGAUAAAGCUGAUAUUAGAAAAGAAUUAAACGAAUUCAAAGCAACUGAAAUGGAUGUUCACGCUGAGAGUCGACAUCACACUCGAUAUCACAAACCUUAG
Molecule: messenger RNA, 1803 nt
Organism: Schistosoma spindalis
Lineage: Eukaryota; Metazoa; Platyhelminthes; Trematoda; Strigeidida; Schistosomatidae
Source: the annotation of a GenBank genome assembly